CUCGUCCAAUACAGGAUGCCUGUCUGCAAUAUCUAGUGUACCAAGUGUGGCAUUCAAGCUGAUACUGAUAAUAAGACUAAUUUUCCUAACGAGAAGUCGUUUCAUCAGUUUAAAAAACAAAGAGAUUUAUUUUAUGAACUGAUCAGAACAUGGGAAGAUCACCGUCAUGAAACUGGAUGGACAAUGAAAACAGCUAUGGCUCAUAAAAUAUGGGAGUUAGUACAUCAUCAGCUAGAAUUUGCCAACUUUGCUCACUUUGUAAGACUUUUCCAGUCCCAACUUAUUAAGAUGUGUAAAGGAGGAAGUACUAAAAUUGAUGAUACUGGUAAUUCUGAUGAUAUGUAUUUCUUGCAACAACUUAGGAAACAGAACCCAGAGAAAUUGAAACGUUUACAGGAGAGAUUAAUAACUCCAUUAUCCCAUGGUGGUCCUUCGCCAGCACCAACAUUUCCUGGCUCUCAGGAAUUCUUUCAUAGCUUCAUUCUCAUAGCUGACAGUCAUGCAUUCAAUCAACAUUUGAUGGAUAGUUUAUCAGCCAAGAUAAUGCAGAUAAAUAGAAUGGAUUUUUCCCUUGAGGGAAAUUCAGAAGAAGAAUCUGAAAUGCCUAAUUUAUUUCAGGAACAAAGAGAUACUUUAUUGAAUGGAUUGCUGACAUCCAAGAUACUGGGCAAAUUUUUAGGAUUGGUUGUGUUUUUACCUUAUCAGAGUCCAGACAAACUGCCUUCCAGUCUUCAGUCAUCUAUAAUUGCUAUCAGGAAUCAGUCUUACAAACCACUGGACAUCCUCAGUGAAUUACAACUAGCCACAGAACAAGAUAGAUUGAUAUUGACCUUACCCUGGGUAAUAGAUUAUAUCAGUAUGAUGGACAGCAUAGCACCAUAUUUAGAAUACUAUCAUAGUGUAUUGGAUCAAUUAUUAAAGCUUUACAG
Molecule: messenger RNA, 929 nt
Organism: Saccoglossus kowalevskii
Lineage: Eukaryota; Metazoa; Hemichordata; Enteropneusta; Harrimaniidae
Product: codanin-1-like
Source: RefSeq, a predicted model, not a curated record